This is a messenger RNA of Ascochyta rabiei, 726 nucleotides long. RefSeq lists its product as uncharacterized. NCBI's taxonomy places the organism in Eukaryota, Fungi, Ascomycota, Dothideomycetes, Pleosporales, Didymellaceae. The coding region runs from base 1 to 726 and encodes 241 amino acids. The transcript has 2 exons. The record is from RefSeq and is a predicted model, not a curated record.
AUGCCGCGCCCGACCGAUCCCCCGCCCUCCUCAGCGCCCCUCGUUGCGCAGUUUGCAGGCGAGAACUUGGUCGUCGGCGGCGGCGUAGCCGUUUUUCACAUCGCUUCCGCCCGCGUCGUCGUCUGCAGCGCCUACGGCCGACGAGGGGGGAAGUACUUUUUCCUGCCCAAGGGACGGCGAGAUGCGGGGGAGGGACGGGCUGGGGCGGAGCGGGAGGGGUAUGAAGAGUCAGGUUACCGUAACCGCGUCCUCCCCCUUCCCACCCCACACCGCCAACCCCUCGCCCACCCGCGCGUCGCCAACCCCCCGCUGACCGCCGAGCCCGUGUGGAUGCAGCUGAUGCCGCUCGGGCACGGGGCGACGCAGUACGUGCUGUACUGGUACGUUGCCGAAACCCUGCCCCCGGCGCUGGAAACCUUGCUGGAGACCGAAGCAGGCGCGGCGUACAGGCCGCCGCCGGCGUAUCCGCGCGGUCUGUCGCUGAGGGAGAGGGUGGGGAUGGAGCCGGAGGGGUAUGAACCGUUGCAUCACAAGGGCACGGGGGUGGAUGAGGAGGAGCUGGCGUACGAGAGCCGGCUUGUGAGUGUGGAGGAGGCGGUGACGUUGCUGGGUCCGGGCGGGGUGAUGGCCGAUGUGGUGCAGACAGGGUGGAAGGGGAUCCAGGAUCGGUUUGCGAUGGAGGAGGUGCAUAGUGCUACGACGGAGAGUCCCGAGUUUAUGCAGUGA